AUGCCCAAGUUUGGGUUACCCGGGUUGAAAGGCGAAGGCCCAGAAGUUGAUGUAAGUCUCCCUGAAGCUGACAUUGCUCUCUCAGGUCCAAAGGUCGAUGUGUCUGUUCCCGACCUGGACAUUGAAGGACCAGAAGGAAAACUUCACGGUCCUAAAUUUAAGAAGCCUGACGUGCAAUUCAACGUUCCUAAAAUCUCCAUGCCAGAUAUCGACUUAAAUUUGAAAGGCCCAAAACUGAAAGCUGACAUUGAUCCCUCCGUUCCCAAAAUCGAGGGGGAGCUGAAAAGCCCUAAGCUAGAGAUCAAAGGGCCAGACGUUGAGGUCGAGGGACCGAAGCUUGAUCUGGAAGGAAAAGCUAAAAAAUCCAGGUUUAAACUUCCAAAAUUUGGCUUUUCUGGUCCUAAAGUGCAAAGCCCUGAUGUGGACCUGAAACUUAAAAAACCCGACGUUGAAAUCGCUGGUCCGAAAGUCGAUGUUCCUGCUCCAGAGCUGGAUGUCCAGGCAAAAUCCAAAGGGUCAAAAUUUAAAAUGCCGUUCCUGAGUAUUUCAUCCCCUAAAGUUUCGAUGCCAGACGUGGAGCUAAACCUGAAAGGGCACAAACUGAAAGGGGAGUUAGAUGUUUCCAGGCCCAAGUUGGAAGGGGACCUGAAAGGUCCCGAGUUGGACAUCAAGGGCCCCAAAGUCAACGUUGAGGCGCCCGACGUGGACAUUCACGGGCCGGAGGGGAAACUCAAAAUGCCAAAGUUCAAAAUGCCUAAAUUUGGUGUGCCUGGGCUUAAGGGCGAGGGGCCCGAGGUGGACGUUAGCAUUCCAAAAGGAGAGCUGGAUGUUUCGGGUCCCAAGUUGGAUAUCGAAGGUGCCGCUUUGGAAAUUGAAGGGCCGGAGGGGAAGUUGAAGGGUCCCCAAUUUAAGAUGCCAGACAUAAACAUCAAAGCACCCAAGAUCUCCAUGCCCGACAUCGACCUGAACCUGAAAGGCCCCAAGGCGAAGGCAGACGUGGACGUUUCUCUUCCCCAGGUGGACCUGAAGGGUUCAGAUUUGCAAGUGAAAGGCCCAAAAGUGGACGUGGAGGUUCCUGACCUUGACGUUGAAGGUCCCAAAGGAAAACUGAAAGGCCCCAAAUUUAAAAUGCCUGAAAUGAAUAUCAAGGCUCCCAAUAUUUCCAUGCCAGACUUGGAUUUGAAUUUGAAAGGUCCCAAGUUCAAGGGAGGUGCGGAUGUCGAUCUUUCGGUCCCAAAACUGGAAGGGGACUUGAGCGUGCCGGACGUUGAUAUCAAAGGACCAAAGGUUGACAUCGACGCUCCUGAGCUGGAUGUUGAAGGGCCAGAAGGAAAACUGAAAGGUCCCAGGUUUAAAAUGCCCGAGAUGCACAUCAAGGCUCCCAAAAUUUCAAUGCCCGAUGCCAGCUUAAACCUCAAAGGUCCCAAGCUGAAAGGAGACGUGGAUCUUUCUCCUCCAAAGUUAGAAGGGGAUUUGAAGGCUCCUGACAUCAAUAUUGAGGGCCCCAAAGUCGACAUUGAG
Molecule: messenger RNA, 1521 nt
Organism: Cariama cristata (Red-legged seriema)
Lineage: Eukaryota; Metazoa; Chordata; Aves; Cariamiformes; Cariamidae
Product: neuroblast differentiation-associated protein AHNAK-like
Exons: 1
Biological process (GO): regulation of RNA splicing
Cellular component (GO): cytoplasm; nucleus; costamere
Source: RefSeq, a predicted model, not a curated record